CGCUCUCUUCUAUUAUAACUCUAAGUCGCAUUUUUUGAAACGGAAUGCUUAAUAAAUUUCUGAAGGAUGCAGGCGCUUGACAGUUCUGUGUGCAGACUUGCCUCAAUCCGUGCCGAUUAUUUAUAAGCCCGCAUCCCGGCGGCGCUAUUAUUGUUCUGGCAGCAUCCCAGAUGAGUCUGAUAACACGCCACAAUGGCGUGCGGAGCGAGGAAAAUCCGGCUGGAUUUCGAUUCCAUGCGUUUUCGCCGUGAGUGAUAAGAUCGAUAGCGCGCCUUAAAAUCGCGCAAGCUUUUGCACGGCGAACGCACGCCACUGGAGCAGUCGUCGCGCAAGUGUGGCGAAGUGGAGAGGUUCGCGUUUUCACCUUUACAUAACCUACGAGCGCCCGGAGGGCGAUAUGGACUUUAUUUUUUCACUGAAAACCUUCACUUGAAGUAAUCACAGCAUGGCCUCUCGACUAGGCAAAGUAGUUAUAGGGGGAUUCACCACAACGGUGGGGGCUGGAUUGGCUGGUUAUUUGUUUCUGACGGACGAGAAAGAUAGACGAUGGCCAAUCAAAGCCCACGCCGAACGCGCCCCCCUUAAAGCCAAGAGACCUCUACCAUCCCGAGACGAGCAAAUUAAAUCCCUACAAAGCGAUUCUUUCGAUAUAGUUAUAAUUGGAGGCGGCGCCACCGGCGCCGGCUGUGCCUUAGACGCUACAACUAGAGGACUAAAAACGGCCCUAAUCGAAGCAGACGACUUCGCCAGCGGCACUUCCAGCAGAAGCACCAAACUCAUCCAUGGAGGCGUCCGGUACCUCCAGAAGGCCAUCAUGCAGUUCGACAUCGAACAGUAUAGGAUGGUCAAAGAGGCCCUGCACGAAAGGGCCAGCAUGCUGCACUCGGCGCCGCACUUGGCGCACCCUUUGCCAAUUAUGCUCCCGGUUUACACCUGGUGGCAGGUCCCCUACUACUGGGUGGGCAUCAAAAUGUACGACUUCGUCGCCGGCAGCAAAACCCUCAAAAGCUCCUACCUCCUCUCGAAGAAAAACGCCCUGGAGCUCUUCCCCAUGCUCCGAGGGGACAGACUCAGCGGCGCCAUCGUGUACUACGACGGCCAGCAAGACGACGCCCGGAUGAACCUUGCCGUCGCCUUGACCGCCACCCGACACGGCGCCACUGUUGCCAACCACGUCUCCGUGACCGGACUUAUGAAAGAACGAAACUCCCAAGGCAAAGAAGUCAUCUGUGGAGUCCACGUCAAAGACGAACUCACGGGAAAAAAGUGGACCAUUCCUACGAAAUGUGUAAUAAACGCCACUGGGCCCUUCACCGACUCCAUCAGGAAAAUGGACAACCCACAAGUCAAAGAAAUCUGCUCGCCCAGCAGUGGCGUUCAUAUCACCCUUCCUGGCUACUACAGCCCGGAACAAAUGGGUCUGCUCGACCCAUCGACCAGCGAUGGGCGCGUCAUUUUCUUCCUUCCGUGGCAAAAGCAGACCAUCGCUGGGACGACGGAUUUGCCGUGCCAGGUCACCCACAGCCCGAAGCCGACGGAAGACGAGAUUAUGUUCAUUUUAGAAGAAGUGAAGAAUUAUUUGAACCCUGAUGUUGAAGUUCGUCGAGGCGACGUUCUGUCAGCGUGGAGCGGGAUUAGGCCUUUGGUUUCCGACCCGAAUAAACCCGAUACGCAGUCGUUGGCUAGAAAUCAUAUAGUCCAUGUGAGUGGGAGUAAUCUGGUAACGAUUGCUGGGGGGAAAUGGACGACGUAUAGAGCUAUGGCUCAAGAAGCUGUUGAUGCUGCUGUAGAAGCGUGCCAGUUAAAUCCGGCUCAUAAAGAGUGCCAGACUGACGGGUUGUUGCUAGAGGGCGCUCACGGUUGGACUCCCACUAUGUAUAUUCGAUUGGUGCAGGAUUUCGGGCUUGAGUGUGAGGUAGCGCAACAUUUGUCGAAGUCGUAUGGUGAUAGGGCGUUUGCGGUGGCCAAGAUGGCGGCACUGACAGGCAAACGGUGGCCCAUCAUCGGCAAAAAAAUCCACCCCGAGUUUCCCUACAUCGACGCCGAAAUCCGCUACGGCGUCCGCGAGUACGCGAUGACAGCCGUCGACAUGAUCGCCAGACGCCUUCGCCUCGCCUUCCUGAACGUCCAAGCGGCCCAAGAAGCCCUCCCCGACAUCAUCACCAUCAUGAGCGAAGAACUGGAGUGGUCCGAAGAGGAACAGAAACAACAACACAAACUAGCCACCGAAUUCCUGCAGAACGAGAUGGGUCAAAACGUCAACCGCGCCAGCCGCGACAAAAUCCCGAUCAACCUCAGUAAAGAAGAAAUUCAGUUGUACAUUAAGCGGUUCCAGAUUAUUGAUAAAGACCGCAAGGGCUACGUUUCGAUAAACGACAUCAGGAGAAGCCUGAAAUCUUUAGGUAUGAAACUAACAGAUGACGAAAUUCACAUCCUCUUGUCAGAUAUUAACGUUAAAAACAACGGCCAAUUGGAACUGGCUGAUUACUUACAGCAACAAGGUGAGAAGGAGGUUUCUGGUGAGGAGCUUCAUGAGAUUCUUCGGGAAAUCGACACAAACAUGAAUGGACAAGUUGAACUUGACGAGUAUUUGCAGAUGAUGUCGGCGAUCAAGUCUGGCCACGUUACGUACUCGAGGUUCGCCAGGAUGGCGGAAUUGGAAGAACAGAAACACGAAAAGGAAAUGCUCAAGAAGAAGAUUUCGGUAGAACGCAGUGGCGGCGGUUUGUAAAUACCGUGAAGACCUGUGUGGUUCGUCAAUUUAUACUCAGGUGAUUCAUUCGGUGUCAAUCAUAUUUACUGCUAAAUUGUGGCAGCCGGGACAAGUUUUAAGUCACAUUUCGUUAAGAAAUGGUAUUUUUAAUUUAUUUUACUGUAGUGCCCUAAACUGAAUAAAAUAAGAAUUUUAAACUAA
Molecule: messenger RNA, 2914 nt
Organism: Zophobas morio
Lineage: Eukaryota; Metazoa; Arthropoda; Insecta; Coleoptera; Tenebrionidae
Gene: Gpo1
Product: glycerol-3-phosphate dehydrogenase, mitochondrial
Exons: 10
Coding region: 446-2731 (761 amino acids)
Biological process (GO): glycerol-3-phosphate metabolic process
Cellular component (GO): glycerol-3-phosphate dehydrogenase (FAD) complex; mitochondrion
Molecular function (GO): calcium ion binding; glycerol-3-phosphate dehydrogenase (quinone) activity
Source: RefSeq, a predicted model, not a curated record